This is a messenger RNA of Amblyraja radiata (thorny skate), 2123 nucleotides long. It is a transcript of the gene c1qtnf7, whose product is annotated as C1q and TNF related 7. Bases 281 to 1159 code for a protein of 292 amino acids. NCBI's taxonomy places the organism in Eukaryota, Metazoa, Chordata, Chondrichthyes, Rajiformes, Rajidae. The transcript has 3 exons. Gene Ontology annotation, molecular function: protein binding. The record is from RefSeq and is a predicted model, not a curated record.
GGAGAUGCUGGAAGGGAAGGAGAAAGGAUAGUCUGGUUGUAGCCGCUGUGAGUAAUGCAUGUGGUCAUUUUAGACAGUAGGUGUGCAUAGUCUGUCGUUUUCAUUAGUUCUUUACAACCUGCAACAAAUCAUGUUCUUUUACAAGCAUGUUUGGAAAUGAGUAAGGAAGUAUUCGAUAUGAUCUUUAUUAUUAAGCGAAACUCGUGAACAAUCUACCAGGAGUUUGCUGUGAUUGCGUUUGCAAGCGGCAGCUGGGCAGCUGCCUAAAGGUGAUUGCAAGAUGUUUGUCGUGCUUUACCUGGCAACUUUUAUGUACUGUAUAACUGGCCAACCUUUUCUGAUUAAACUGAAAGGAGAUCGAAGAUAUAUCAAUAAAUCACCCAAAUUAAUAUGUAGUGCUCCCAGCUUUCCUGGACCCCAAGGGCCACCAGGGGCAAAUGGAUCUCCUGGGCCACAUGGGCGCAUUGGCCUUCUUGGAAGAGAUGGGAGAGAUGGAAGACCGGGCGAAAAGGGUGAGAAGGGAACAGCAGGGAUAAGGGGAAAACUUGGAAGUUACGGAGACAUGGGUGACAAAGGAGAUAAAGGACCAGCUGGUAAAGCCGGAAUUCAAGGAAUGAGUGGCUUGAAAGGGAAAAAUGGACCAAUAGGAUCUUCAGGACCAAGAGGAAAUAAAGGACAGAAAGGAGACCCUGGACCACCUGGUUAUUGUAAAUGUGGGAGUUUGGUGCUCAAAUCUGCCUUUUCUGUUGGCAUAACCACCAGUUACCCAACAGAGAGAACACCCAUUAUAUUCAAUAAAAUCCUUUUAAAUGAGGGUGGCCAUUACACCCUUUCCAAUGGAAAGUUUAUAUGUGCCAUUCCAGGGAUUUAUUACUUCUCUUAUGACAUUACCUUGGCUAAUAAGCAUCUUGCACUUGCACUGGUGCACAAUGGAGAAUAUCGCAUAAAAACAUUUGAUGCCAAUACUGGGAAUCACGACGUAGCUUCAGGAUCUACUGUUAUGUACCUGAAGCCAGAAGAUGAAGUGUGGCUGGAGAUCUUUGAGUAUGAACAAAAUGGUCUGUUUUCUGAUCCUAACUGGACUGACAGUUUAUUUUCUGGAUUCUUGCUUUACGCUGAUGCGGACUAUCUGGAUGCUUUGGCAGAAGAUGAACUAUAGCACAAAAAGGAUUGGAUAUUUUUGUUUGAUUUCCAAGUCUUUUUGUCAAGAUAUUCGUUAAAUAUUUAAUGGUAAAAUUUAGGCCUGUUUGAAUUACAUGAAAUUGUUCUGACUGACUAUUCCAUCUUGGAAUUAAAAUGUAAUCCGUGUACCAAAUAUUACCCGAUUUUAGGAUUAGUUUUAAUCUGCCUUCAUUUACUAGUAGAUUUAAUUAGAAGUGACAUAUUUGGGAUCAAACUUGAUAAUGACACUUCACCUCUUCAGUUCAAAACUACAGGAUAUAUUAGCAUAGAACUGCUUAGUAUUUAAAGUAAAUUAUGUUAUAUUUUAUGCAACCCAGAUUUUUAUAAAACAAUACCACAGAAAUGUUGGCAACUGGGUUUUCUAUAUAAUGUGUCUAAUAUAAGUGAGGCUAAUGAAAAAGAACAGCUCAGAUCUAUUCAAGGUCAAUGUGAACAUCCCUGAUAUGAUGGUUACAAUCAAAAUUUAAAAUAUCAUUCCAUGGAAACUAUAUUUUACAUAUGUUGAUUAUUAUUAUUUGAAUGUUGUUAUUAUGAUUUAAGGACUGCACUGCAAAAAUAAUUGGAGCAGCUAAUCUCUUUUAAUUGCAGCCGAUUUGGCAAAAUCUCUAACGAUUGAGGUUGCAAACAUUUCAUUUGCUUUUCUUUAAAUAUAAAACCACGUCAUUAACUUAAUUUUUCCCAACAGAUACGUACCAUGACUUGACCUAAUGUCAUUGUUAAUUUGAUAAUAGAACAGUUUUUUUGGAAGUAAAUUAUGUUAUAUUUUAUGCAAAUCUGUGUUUUAUAAAACAACAUCACAGAAAAGUUGGCAACUGUGUUUUCAAUCUAAUGUACAUAAUGCCAGUGAUUGUUCUGUUCAUAACACCAAAGGCAAAGGCACAAAGGUUUAACUGUGUUUUUCUGCAAACAUGAAGGAAUACAACAUUCUUUAUGACAGCAGA